This is a messenger RNA of Spea bombifrons (plains spadefoot toad), 650 nucleotides long. It is a transcript of the gene ETFRF1, whose product is annotated as electron transfer flavoprotein regulatory factor 1. Gene Ontology annotation, cellular component: mitochondrion. Lineage: Eukaryota; Metazoa; Chordata; Amphibia; Anura; Pelobatidae. Bases 81 to 344 code for a protein of 87 amino acids. Gene Ontology annotation, biological process: respiratory electron transport chain. The record is from RefSeq and is a predicted model, not a curated record. The transcript is spliced from 3 exons.
CUACUGUGCGCGGUGCUGUUGCCGGAAGUUGGGCGGAGGGUACGAUGUGCUAAGGAGGGGGUCUGCCGGCGAUUUGCGGAAUGGCCAAUCCUUUAAGAGGAGAAGUGGUGAAGCUUUAUAAAAAUCUGCUGUUCCUCGGGCGGGAAUACCCCAAAGGCGAGGACUACUUCAAAGAGCGGCUGAAAAACGCCUUCAUGAAAAACAAGGAUGUGAGAGAUCCUGAAAAAAUAAAGGAACUUCUCGCUCGGGGAGAGUUUGUCGUCAAGGAGAUCGAAGCUUUAUAUUAUCUGAGGAAGUACAGAGCCAUGAAGCAGAGAUACUACGAAGACGACCAGAACUUGUGACAUCACCGAAACGGGGCGAAAAGAUGGGCUUUAAGAUAACGAAAACGAUCAAAAUCAUCGAGAUGCCGGGAGACGGCGGCCGUGGGCUACACACGAAAACGCGCAGCUUUAUAGGUGCUGUGCCUGCUUUUUAAAUUAAAAAAAACAUGAGUUUAGUGACUGGUGUUACCAUGGUAACAGAUCUGUUCAUACUGUUCAAGCCUGUUUGUACAUCAUGUGACACAGCAGGAUCCAUUGAAAUGUCGACGUGCGCCGGUAAGAGGAAAGCAGACUGUAUACGGUCCCAAUAAACUCCCUUUAUCUGCA